Messenger RNA from Anguilla rostrata (American eel), 7261 nucleotides. RefSeq names its product synaptic vesicle membrane protein VAT-1 homolog. Gene Ontology annotation, cellular component: mitochondrial outer membrane. NCBI's taxonomy places the organism in Eukaryota, Metazoa, Chordata, Actinopteri, Anguilliformes, Anguillidae. Bases 289 to 1599 code for a protein of 436 amino acids. The transcript is spliced from 6 exons. The record is from RefSeq and is a predicted model, not a curated record. Gene Ontology annotation, biological process: negative regulation of mitochondrial fusion. Gene Ontology annotation, molecular function: oxidoreductase activity; zinc ion binding.
CCCACUCGUACUUUUUGUCGGCGAGCAGAACUGUCAACCUCUGGCCAGCCAGACCUUGACAACGCUUCCACUCCACUCUGGGUAACCUGUAGUCUAGAGUCUGUCUCAUGUUGCUCUAGUAGCCCAAUUUUCCGGCAUAAAAUAAUUCUCCCGGCUUUACAGUCUGCCUUUUCACAGAGCAAGCUAUAUCUACCGCUUCUCAAACAAAAUAAAUAGGCUUACAAAAGCUUAUUUGAAAAGAAACUUUACAUUUUUAUUUCAACUUUGCUAAAAGGUAUCAUUAUUACCAUGUCUGGCGAAGAAGCACCUGCUCAACAGCAGAAACCCGAAGAACAAAAGCAAGAGACCAAAGCCAACGAAGAGCCUAAACCAGAGACCAAGGAGGAGACCACGCCAGCAGCUGAUGCAUCAGCCGCGCCUGCGGCUACCGAAAAACCUCCUGAAGAAGAGGUCUUUACCUACCGGGCACUGGUUCUCUCCGGCUAUGGAGGAUACGAUAAAGUCAAGUUGCAGGUUAAGAAGGGGAUGCCGACCCUCAAGAAUGGAGAGGUGCUGGUGAGGGUAAAGGCGUGUGGUCUGAACUUCGCAGAUUUGUUGGGAAGACAGGGUCUGUAUGACCGGCUGCCGUCCCCGCCCGUUACGCCCGGGAUGGAGUGCUCCGGGGUAAUUGAGGCUUUAGGAGAAGAAGUAACGGACAGAAAAGUGGGGGACAAGGUGCUGGUUCUGAACCGCUGCGGGCUGUGGCAGGAGGUGGCGGCCGUGCCGGCCAGCCACACGUUCGCCAUGCCCGAGGGGAUGAGCUUCGAGGAGGCGGCCGCCAUCCCCGUCAACUACAUCACUGCCUACAUGAUGCUGUUCGACUUCGGCAACCUACGGCCCAACCAGAGCGUGCUCGUCCACAUGGCGGCAGGUGGCGUGGGCAUCGCGGCUACGCAGCUGUGCAAGACCGUCAAGGACGUGAGCGUGUUCGGCACGGCGUCGGCCAGCAAGCACGAAGCUAUCAGCCAGGGCGGAGUCGCGCACGCCAUCGACUACCGCACGCAGGACUACGUCAGCGAGAUCCGCAAGAUCAGCCCCAAAGGUCUGGACAUUAUCUUAGACCCUCUGGGAGGCUCAGACACCCACAAGGCCUUCAACCUGCUGAAGCCUAUGGGCAAGCUCAUCACUUACGGCACUGCCAACAUGCUGACGGGCCAGAAGAAGAACCUGCUGGCCGUGGCCAAGUCCUGGUACAACCAGUUCUCCACCAACGCCGGCAGCCUCAUUCACUCCAACAAGUCUGUGUGCGGCUUCCACCUUGGCUACCUGGACGGAGAGUAUGAGCUCAUUUCACAGGUGGUGGCCAAACUGCUGGAGCUCUACAGCCAGGGCAAGAUCAAACCCCGCGUGGACUCCACCUAUCACUUUGAGCAGGUGGGAGAUGCGAUGAGGCGGAUGCAAGAGAGAAACAACAUCGGGAAAGUAAUCCUGCUCCCGGAGCCAAAGAAGGAAGAGGAGAAGAAGGAAGAAGAGAAGAAAGAAGAGGAGAAGAAAGAUGAGAAGAAAGAGGAGAAGAAAGAGGAGCCCAAUAGCGAGGAGGCCAAGAAGGAGGAGAAUUGAAAUGGAGAGCCAGAUAGAGUCAGGAAGGCCACUGAGAGCCCAUCUCCUGGGGGCAGGGUUUUAUUUUAUUAUUUUGCGUGUGUGUGUGUGUGUCUGUGUGUGUGUCUGUGUGUGGGUGUGUGUGUCUAGGGGGUGGGGUGGUUUUACAGCAGUCUGAGUCACCCAGACCGACUCUCAGCCCACCCACUCCUCUCUAGCAUUGGUACCAUCCAGCCCUGGUCCUGCAGAUUCCACCCUUACCUUCUCUCUCUGUGCGUAUGGUUCGGUUUUCCGUGAGUGAGCUUGCCGGUCACACACAGCUGAAUUUGCUUAGCUAAACCUAUAAACGCAGCUUUCAAAUGAAAUUUUCCCGGAGUGAUGAAAAUCAGGCCCCUGAUCUGUGAACCUGUUGAAUUGCAUGCUUAUUUAGAAUGGAGGCAUCAGAGGACUACAGAUGGUAUUCCGGUCCAGAGCUGGUGACUGUUGCUGUGACAACUGUGUUACGAGACUCGCAGUGCCUACCCCACCCUCUGGCAGACCUGAUGCGGUUUAGAUUCCUCUGAGUGCCCCCCCCCCCCCCACGAUUCACCCUGCCCCUGUUCCAACCCAGACUCACAGACAGGCAGAAAGAUUUUAGGCAGAAAACCUUGCCACCUCCCCAUCCAGUCUCUCAUGUUUCAGACCCUGUGCUAAUGAUGUCAUUUAGUCGUAGCAGAAGAUGAGUCAGUGUUGCAGGUGAUUGGUUGUUUGCUGCCUGGCACGAUAUGGCUGCAUGUGAACCUGCUGACUUCCAGUAAGGAGAGUCAGCACGUUAUCUCCUGCAUGUAACGAGCACGCACCUGUUUAACUGUGGUGAAGACCCAUUAUCUAUAGCUUCUUAGUAUCUCCUGUGAUUGUUUAUUUUAUUUAUGUCUAUAUUAUUGACAUAUCUGAAGCGUUAUCAGGAUUAUUGUUGCGCUACACUGGUUUUCAUCUACUAGCACUAAAUUUUUCCGUUAUCUAUUUUGUCAGAGAUUUAACAGAAUGAUUUUAAUGUGGCUUCAUUAAUCAUGUUUUCCGGUUGUGUCAUUGUGAUAGUCCGCAGAGAUGCUAUCACUUUUAAAGAUUACUACACAUUACACAGAGUACUUACAUUCACAAGUACUGGUCGUUAUGGGGAGAAGCUAAAAUAUGUAAAAUGACAAUAACAGGGGCAUUAUUCCAUUUGACAGGACUGGUGUCUCUGCCAGUUUUACAGAAUCAUCGUCCAGCGUUAGUGUCCCUCCCUCCGCCGUCCGUUAAAUUCUGAUCGUUUCUCUGGAUCCAGUCGUUCAUCAUUUGCUGUGUGCCGGGAGAGCAUUGCUCUCAUGCAACCUUUACCCUUUCCUUUAACGCAGGCCUGCUUCCUCUUCUCCACCUCCCUCUCUCUCUCUGUCUCGCUCUCUCUCGAUAUUCAAGCUGGUCGGCAUGGCAACAAGAAUCCAGCUUGUCAGAGAUGGUGACAAGGUCUGCCUCUCUCUCUCGCUCUCUCUCACUCUCUCUUUCUCUCUCUCUCUGCCUCUGUCUUUCUCUCCAGUCAGAAGCGCAGGUUUGCACAGCCCACUCUCCCCCUACUGAGAAUGUUAGGGAUUGCUCUGAACAAAUCCUCUCGCAGUGGACCAUUGGCUACAGCACAGGAAGGUGGCCAGUCACUCAUCAGAUAUUGUAGGGUGAAGAGGGAUGGGGUUGCCACUUCAGGAUCCCCCUCUUUUGUGGAACAGGGUGUUGAUAUUUCAAACCCCCCCCCCCCCUCAUUAUUUUAUCCACCAAGACCAAACUGAGUGUGGGCAUUAUACAUAUGUGGGCUUCUACCAGAGAUCCUCUCAGAUGAGCCCUCACUGUUGGUCAUGUGUUCAGCAGUCUGUUCGAAGGAUCUGAAUGCAGGUGACUGUCUCUUUGCUCUUCUUUGUCUAUAUGCCUGCACAGUCCUAGUGCUGCCCCAAUUGUAAAACUGAGGUUUCGUUUUUGAGUUCUGGAGAUUCACUUUCCAUCUGAUUAAAUGGCAGGCGGUCAGUACUGGGAAGAGUGGCCCCAUUGUUUAAAUUCUGUUAGUGACUGACUAAAAUGCCUCAAAUAAACAAAAAAAACUGAGUGUUUGCUGUGGAAACUUGGUGCAGGAAUACGCCAUGGCAAUGCUGCUCUAAUGGGAACAGCACUGCCCCUUCUGGUUUCCUCAAGAAUAGCGAUUAAUUGCUGUGAUGACACUGAAUCACUGUGAGCAGGGGUCUGCAACCCUGUUCCAUGAGGGCCAAACGUACCUGUUGGUUUAUGUUCACACCUUAAAAUCAACAUUAAGACUCCAGGCCCCAGAAACCCUUUGGCUCUCCAGGAUCAGAGUUGCAGACCCUGGACUGUGAGGGCUCAAGCCCCAUGUGCUUACUUUCAGCAGUACACUCCCCUACAGUACACUCCCCUACAUUCUGUACGUCUGUGGGUCCAGACCAGGUCUGUGGUGGCUCAGCUCUGACCAGUGACUUUGUAAAGUUUUAAAAGUUACGAAUUGUUCUGUCACGUGUGUGUGUUGUUAGUUGGUGUAUGUAUGUGUGUGUGUGUGUGUGUGUCUUUGUAUGUCUGUGCGUGUGUGUGUGUCUGUCUGUCUUUGUAUGUCUGUGUGUCUGUGCGUGUGUGUGUGUGUGUGUGUAUGUGUGUAUUUUUGAGUAUGUGCGUUCAGUACAUCUGUGCGUUUGUGUGCCCUUAGUGUGUGUGUGAGGACAUUGGCUAAUCGCAUUUACCCCAUUCAUUACUAGCUUUAUCCUCCACAAUCUCCAGUCUGAUGCUUUUCCCUUCCCACACUCAUCCUCUCCAUCGCCCCCUCUCCUUUCCCUGGCCCGUGCUCUGUAGUAUGUGUCAAGACGGUUGUUUUUGGUAUUUUGCACGCUGCUGGCUGAUUUUAUUGCACUCGGUGGGAUGGAAAUCACACACCCAGUGCACAGCAGAUCCGUUCCAGGUUUUACUGCUUGCAUUCCUGCUAUUUCUGCUGCCAAGCAAGUCAAUAUAAAUCUAAGUCUGUGAAUUCACCUGAAACAAAGAGACAAACAGUCGGUCCCAGUGCUCAGAGAUAACGUGCAUUUGCCUGCAGCUGGUAAGACCUGGGACGGCUUCCAGUCCGCUUUGCAUUCGGGUUUUUUUUUUCCUACCCCAGCCUAUUGGGGGGGUUUGUGUUCUCUAAGGGUCUGUUCUGUUAUGCUGGGCUAUUUGUAUUCCUGUGAAUGGUGGUUUGGUUGUCAGUAGAGUAUUGUGUGAGUAACAAACGUUAAGUGAAGAAUGUUGUACUUUCUAUAUUUUCCAGUUUAAGGGUUUAAAGCUCAAAGUCACACUUAACACAGGGACCUGAUACAUUCCUUAAAUGUGAUUCCAUUUUUUAAUGCUUCGUUGCUCCGAACAAGCGUGCCAAAUCAUAUGUAAACUUCUCGCUAUGCCUUUAAGAAAACAGCAUUUAUUGCAAAAAAGACACAAAAAACUACUCAACAGAUUUUUGUGUUGCUUCCCAAAGCAUUAUGAAUUUCUGGCAACUUAAACAGUUUGAAACAAGUUUUCCGCUAACCUUGUGCAUAACUGUAGUUACAAUAUAACUACAGAGUUAUGGCUUCUCAUCUCAGAGCCUGUGACUGAAGCUCCUUGGGCUUUUUGUUUUGCUGCAGUGCUGAUCUGUGCCAUUUGUUUUUCAUUUCUCUAGUGGAAUUCAGGUACUCCUUGUGCCUCACACCCCAACCCCCUCUCAAAAAAAAUACCAGUUUACCUCCAUCAACUGCUUAUCCUCAUGAACCACUCUGCACUGUUUCUGGAUCAGCUUGUACCAAGGGCCCGUUGACUCCAAAAUAGGGUACAGGGAUUUGCACUUGUCUGUUCAUCAGACCACACAAUUUAUUUCUGCAACAACAAGAAAAAUAACAAACAGAAGCACUGCGUUGCUGUGGUGAAUACAUUUUCUGAGGUGUGAUUCAGGCACUUGCAUAGGGACACAGAGCAAAACACAGACCCACUCUUCCCAUUAUAACUGCAAGAAAACCCAAAAAGGUUCCCGGUCUGCCCGAGUUGUAUUUUUGAGUAUUUCGGCGACAUUCCUCUGGCACGCAUCACCGGAUCUCUUCCUCGCGGCUCUUUAGGAUGACUCCUCGCGGUCUGGGAUGUGAGCGAGGAGGAAGAAAAUGUUUUUCCCAGCUGCGAGAGCGAGUCGCCAGCUGCAAGGAAGCUGACCUCCGCGUCCGCUCAUCGCCCGCUCGACACUUUCCGCUCUUUCCGCGUUGUCUCGGCAGACUUUGCUGGUGUCGCUUUCAACACUCUUUGUCACCCAGUGAAAGGAAAACAAGACGUUUCCAUCUGCAGUAGAAGAGGGCUGCAGUUUUCACUGCCUGUUCGUGUCAUUCGCUUCAGUCGCUGAAUGGUGUUGUAAAUUUUGGCUGCGGCUGAGACAGUCUCGCCAGAGGAUGGGAGGGAACUGCGAGUUUUCGUAAGGAGGGUUGCUUCUCGAUGAUACUGUUUUCCCUCAGAGGGUACCUGUAUCCUGAUGGAUUUUCCAGAUUUGUCUCUCCCCCCACACCCUGAAAAAUAAUACGUUUCAAACCAAGCCCAUACCGAGUUUUUGAUGCAAACUGGAACUGCAAAUGUUAUGGCCAUCAGUCCCAAGUGUUUAUCAUCAGGACUGUAGUUCCAGUUCCUUAAAUGAUUACACAAUCAAGUUACACAAUAGAUGUGCCAUACCCACAGUGCAUCCAUAGAGUUGUUUUUGAAGUGUGACUUCUUUAUGUGCCCACAAAUACGCUUAUUUGAUUGGUUAGGACCGCAGUAUUCAGGGAAAAUUGUCAUUAGGAAUAUUGUGAUGUGUCUCACUCUCCGUUGUUUUCAGUAUUUCAGUAGUAUCAGGUCAGUGCAAACUGCGGUCGGCAUUCGGCGCCGCCCAGCGACACGUUUUCACUGGCAGACGCUUUGUUCUCACGUGCGAGUGCUUGUGUAGUGUUCACUUUUUAGUUCACAGUCCGGUUCCCCGUCACUGUGGUUUCCCCUGCCAGGCUGGCCAUAUUUUUGUAAGGCUUAUGCACAGUGUGGAGUCAAAGCAGUAUGAUUUAGAUGCCUUUUCAGUACAGUCUACGUGUCAACGGCCAAUUUGUCGGCGUCCCCCUGAGAAUGCAGGCCACAGGAGGCUCUUGUUACAAGCACAGAGAUCACCUUUAGCUGGUGGAUGGAAAAACUGGCUUUCUUACUCUGUAGAGUGCCCGUGUUGUCCCCUCAGUGUUUGCAUUUUUAAGGUUUCAGAGGAACGCGACUUCCUGUUCCUCCCUUUUGUGUUUGAUCGAGGUGCCAUUGUCCUUGUCUACAGCACUGCCUGCGUUGCUGAAGCAUGAUUGAAAGUUCAUUGAUACGUACCUCUGUCACUGUAGCACUGAAGGACUGAGCCUCUCCAUCACAUCUACCUGUGCUUGCAACGAGAUAUUACACAGGCGCGUUGUCUCAUCUUCUAAUGUUUCAUUUGAAUCAGUGUUUCACACAAACCACCUUUUUCCUCUUUGUAUUUAAACCCUUUGAGUAAAUGCUGCUUCUGUGCUUGAAUCCGGGUCGACCACGUUGUGUGAUGCUGUUCACAUGGACUAGAACUUGUAUUGCUUCUCUGCAUAAUGUUACCAUAUGCCUUACAUGUUUUCCGAAAUUAAUAAAAAGCAUAACAAAA